Styela clava is the source of this 1543-nucleotide messenger RNA. RefSeq names its product bis(5'-nucleosyl)-tetraphosphatase PrpE [asymmetrical]-like. Gene Ontology annotation, molecular function: endopolyphosphatase activity; phosphatase activity. Gene Ontology annotation, biological process: polyphosphate catabolic process. Gene Ontology annotation, cellular component: cytoplasm. NCBI's taxonomy places the organism in Eukaryota, Metazoa, Chordata, Ascidiacea, Stolidobranchia, Styelidae. The record is from RefSeq and is a predicted model, not a curated record.
AAAAUGUCAUUAUUUGUGCAUAUUUUCAGAUUUUAUUUAAACAUAUUUUUUAGAAUGUUUUAGUUUUUUUUAUUAUUAUUAUUUUCUUCAGUGAUAUUGCACAUCAGAAUGAAGAUUUAAGUGAGCUUUCACAGAACAAAACAAUUCUUCAAUAUGACUGCACUUAUCGCAUAUUGUAUAUCCCUAUUGGCAAGGCGAUUGAGCACCGCAACAUCAGCUCAGAAACUUGGACAAUUGGAGCCAGCUGUUAAGCAUAGGACUCUUUCGUAUUUGGAUUUCAAAGGCCGUGACCUUUUCAUAGUUGGUGAUGUUCACGGAUGCUUUGAUGAAGCGAUGGAAUUAAUAGAUAUUGUGAAAAAAAAGAAUAACAAAAAAUUUGUUACAAUAUUUGUUGGUGACAUGGUCAAUAAAGGACCCAAAAAUAUUGAAAUGUUGGAUUUCAUCAUGAAGAACAAAGAUAUCCACUGCAUACGAGGAAAUCAUGAACAAGCUGUGCUUCGAUCUGCUCUUAAAUAUCGGAGUGGAGAGAAGGAAUCAAAUCCAAAGUGGGCAAAUUCAUGGGCUAAGCAUCUAUCAAACGGGCAAUUUGAAUUUUUGAGAAACUUACCGUACACAAUAUCAAUUCCAAUACUUAGUAUUAUUAUUGUUCAUGGAGGUCUCCACCCACAUUAUCCUUUGAAUCUACAAGAUGAGCAUAACAUGCUGCAUAUGAGAUCCUUAUCGUGGGUUAAAGAUGAUUUUCAUGGGCAGAAGCUCGUAGCAACAUCGAGACAUGAAGGAACGUUAUGGGCACAAUGCUGGCAAGGUACAGAGCAUGUUUACUUUGGACAUGAUGCGAUAAAAAAAUUGCAAAUAGAGUCAAAUUGUACAGGACUUGAUACCGGUUGUCUCUAUGGAGGCAAGUUGACCGGGGUUUUGUUGAAAAUCCCUGAAAAUAUAACUGCUCCUUUACGUCACUUUGAUUUACCUCGAGAAUUUUAUUCAGUUGAUGCGAAAGAAGCAUAUAUACCUGUUGAUUAACGAAUGUCUAUUCUAUUUUCUUCAAAGAAAGGUAGUAAACUAUUUUUGUACUUAUCCAAUUUAGAUUUUAAAUGAAUCUUCUUCUCUUUUCUUCAAAUAUCUGUUUUAGAAUUGGAAAUAGAAAUUUUAAAAUUUGUGUAUGUUAGGUCAAGAAUGCUAAAUAAUAAAAUUUUAUAAUGCAUGCGAAGUCGGAAAAGAUAUAGGCCUACUGUUAGAGUGUAUCAGCAUGGCCAAUUUUGACAAUGUCUUGAUCUGCCUUAGAAGCUUAUGCAUAUCAUUGGCUGAGGCUAUUUAACAUUAUCAAUGCAAUAGCUGUUGAAAAAAUGUGCUGACGUCUAUACGUUUAUAAAUUUCUAUCCCAGAUCUUAAUCUGUUAACAGAACAGUGUUCUUCAUGUUUUAAAUAAAUAAUUUUAUUGUUUUAUCAUGCAUGUGAGGCCGCACAAUAGUUACUCUGCUAUUUGUAUUAGUUGGUGAUUGAUACUAUUAAAUAUAUAUUUCAUUCAGAUUUGAAUGCCUAAUAA